This is a messenger RNA of Enterobius vermicularis (human pinworm), 582 nucleotides long. The record is from the annotation of a GenBank genome assembly. NCBI's taxonomy places the organism in Eukaryota, Metazoa, Nematoda, Chromadorea, Rhabditida, Oxyuridae.
AAAAAAAAACAGAAGGAAAAAAGAAAUCAAGGAAUCGGAAAGGAUAAACGGUUUGCAAGUAAAGGGAGUACUGCUACCGUUGUUGCUGCUGCUACUACCGUUUCAGACGAAGAAGGAGAAGAAAAAACGAAGAAGGAGAAGAAAAAGUUGGAAAAGUUGACAACAGAAAUGUCCUGGUGGCCAAUUCUUCUAAUUUUUAAUCUUUGUCUUAACGGGCUAACAUUUGCGGUUAUAUCACAGCCAAAUUGUACAGCAAAAAAUAAGUUUGCCUGUUACGUAUGUUUGGGUGAAUCGUUGACGGAUUGUCGAUCAGAAGAAACAGUAUGCUGUUCUGGAGCCUGUUACAAACUUGUCGAUAUCGAGCAUCAGGUAAUCCUCAAAGGUUGUACACCAGAUAAAGAAGAAGACGGUAGCAUGAAGAUUCGUUCUUAUGACGUUAGGGUAAGAAACGACGAACCUGUUAAAGGUCAAACAUUCUUCUGUAAUGAAGGCGAAUACUGUAACGGUGUUAGGCUACCAAAUUUACAUAAUGCCAUCUGGAUUAUCUGUAGUAUCUUGUUGCUUAUACAUCCACGAAUUUGA